GAAUAUGAAUUGCGUUUUUGUGAAAACUCCUCUUUAUCCAGAAGGUGACUGUGCGACAGAGCGUCUCUGCGGCGUCAGCGGGCGGCGUCGCACAGAUAUGACGUCACGGCGUGAUUGCGCCAGCCUGGGGACGUGUUGCUGUUACUGAUCAGACGUGAUGAGUCAGCGGUCCGAGCGGCGAGGGAUCCACGUGGACCAGUCCGAGCUGCUGUGUAAGAAAGGAUGCGGUUACUAUGGUAACGCGGCGUGGCAGGGGCUGUGCUCUAAGUGCUGGAGGGAGGAGUACCAGCGCGCACGACAGAAACAGAUCCAGGAGGACUGGGAACUUGCCGAGAAGUUACAGAGGGAGGAGGACGCAGCGUACGCCAGCAGUCAUGGCUCUCAGUCUCAGCCCUCUCUCACUGCCUUCUCCAAGUUUGAGGAGAAAAAGACCAACGAGAAAACGCGCAAAGUGACCACUGUGAAGAAGUUCUUCAGCCCGUCAUCACGCAGCACCACGAAGAAAGAGAAAGAGAGGGAUGAGGAGAGAGAGAAAGAGAGGGAGAGGGAGAGAGAGAGAGGAGAGAAGGUGCAGGGCAGGAGGGAGAGUCACGGAGAGACGCUGCUGCGAGAUCUGAAGGGUAUUUUUACUCACUCGUGGGAGAUCGGCUCUCCGACUGAAGAGAGCCACGAGGCGAAGUCCCACAGUCCGUCGUUUGUGCGUCAGUCGAGUGUGGAGACGGAUCAGGUGUCGAGGGAGUUUGUGGAUUUCCUGAAGAGUCUGAAACCGGGACGAGAAAUUCACAAACAGAGCCGAGCCUUCGUGGAGAGCAUGGGCAAUAAAAAGGACCUCGGUGCUGACGAGCUCUCCGAGUGUGUGCAGGAUUUCUACCAGAACAUGUCUGACCGUCUCCUCACUCACUUUAAAGGUUCCUCUGAGAAGGUGGAGCGAGUGAUGGACCAGGUGGAGAAGUACAUCAUGACCCGCCUCUAUAAGAGCGUGUUCUGUCCUGAGACCACUGACGAUGAGAAGAAAGAUCUGACUACGCAGCACAGGAUCCGGGCGUUACACUGGGUGACCAUCCAGAUGCUGUGUGUUCCUGUGGAUGAAGAAAUUCCAGAAGCAGCUGAUAGUGUAGUGAAGGCCAUUACAGAUAUAAUCGAGAUGGACUCUAAGCGUGUGCCGAGAGACAAGCUGGCCUGCAUCACCAGCUGCAGCAAACACAUCUUCAACGCCAUCAAGGUGACGAAGAAGGAGCCGGCGUCGGCCGACGAUUUCCUGCCCACGCUCAUUUACAUCGUGCUGAAGGCCAACCCUCCCCGCCUGCAGUCCAACAUCCAGUACAUCACACGCUUCUGCAACCCGAGCCGGCUGAUGAGCGGAGAGGACGGCUACUACUUCACCAACCUGUGCUGUGCGGUGGCGUUUAUCGAGAAGCUGGACGCUCACUCCCUCAACCUGAGCGUGGAGGAUUUUGAGCGUCACAUGUGCGGCGGCGGCGGUGACGUUUCCCCGCGCAGGAGAUCCGAGUCGUUGUCCCCGUGGCCACUCGAGCUGCUCUCGGCUCUGCAGGAGCGUCAGCGGCAGGUUCUGGAGGAGGCGCGGGAUCUGCAGGCCGAGCUCCAGCGCUGGCAGGAGGGCGUGGCCCGCGAGGUGCAGGACAUCCUCGACAAAUACCCACUGGAGAUCAAGAGGCACGCGGCGCACGCCAUCGACUCCGAGAAUGACGAGAACGACAGGCUGCCUCCGCCCCUGCAGCCUCAAGUGUUCGCCGGAUAGAAACCCUGAGGAGAUUGAAAGAGUCAGAGUGAGUCUGUGUGAGUCAGAGUGAGUCUGAUUCUUUCAGUUUCAUCAGGGUGAGUCAUUGUUAGUCAGUGUGAGUCAGUGUGAGUCAGUGUGAGUCAGAGUGAGUCAGAGUGAGUCAGAGUGAGUCAGAGUGAGUCAGUGUGAGUGAGUCAGCGUGAGUCUGAGUGAGUUAGUGCAAGACAAAAUGAGUCAGUGUGAGUCAGAGUGAGUCAGAAUGAAUCAUUGAGAGACAAAGUGUGUCAGAGUGAGUCACUGUUAGCGUGAGUCAGAGUGUGUGAGUUAGUGUGAGACAAAGUGAGUCAGUGUGAGUCAGAGUGACUCAGUAGAGUCAGAGUGUGUCUGUGUGAGUCAGACUCAGUGUGACUCAGUGUGACUUGGUGUGAGGCAGAGUGAGUCAGAGUGAGUCUGUGUGAGUCAGAGUGAGUCAGAGUGUGUGAGUUAGUGUGAGACAAAGUGAGUCUGUGUGAGUCAGUGUGAGUCAGAGUGAGUCUGUGUGACUUGGUGUGAGUCAGAGUGAGUCAGUGUGAGUCAGUGUGAGUCAGAGUGAGUCUGUGUGACUUGGUGUGAGUCAGAGUGAGUCAGUGUGAGUCAGUGUGAGUCAGUGUGAGUCAGUGUGAGUCAGUGUGAGUCAGUGUGAGGCAGUGUGAGUCAGUGUGAGUCCAGUCGCUAUGGGAAUAUCACUACUGCGUAUUUAAACUGAAGUAAUAACGGAGAAUCUUCGCUUACAGUUGCGGGUUUUUCGGAAAUCGUGAUUCGCUGCUGAGUUUUAAACCAGAAUCUUCACUGAGUUUUGUGUUUUAACAGAAACGAUGCUACGACUCGAGUCCCGAACAGAAGGACUCGCUGUUUAUUGAAGUUUCCUCUCUUUCACUCUACAGCCCCCAAUUUCUGUUUUUUUAGGAUGUAUGAUGCUGACCAAGUUCUGAUCUGUACUUCUGUGUGUGUAAGAAUCUGUGACCAUGUCCACACACACACACACACACACACACACACACACACACACACACACACACACA
Molecule: messenger RNA, 2802 nt
Organism: Pangasianodon hypophthalmus (striped catfish)
Lineage: Eukaryota; Metazoa; Chordata; Actinopteri; Siluriformes; Pangasiidae
Gene: rabgef1
Product: RAB guanine nucleotide exchange factor (GEF) 1
Exons: 10
Coding region: 158-1759 (533 amino acids)
Biological process (GO): vesicle-mediated transport
Cellular component (GO): endocytic vesicle; cytosol
Molecular function (GO): DNA binding; small GTPase binding; zinc ion binding
Source: RefSeq, a predicted model, not a curated record